Molecule: messenger RNA, 1539 nt
Organism: Gigantopelta aegis
Lineage: Eukaryota; Metazoa; Mollusca; Gastropoda; Neomphalida; Peltospiridae
Product: inositol-3-phosphate synthase 1-A-like
Biological process (GO): inositol biosynthetic process; phospholipid biosynthetic process
Cellular component (GO): cytoplasm
Molecular function (GO): inositol-3-phosphate synthase activity
Source: RefSeq, a predicted model, not a curated record
AUGGCUAGUAAGUUCUACGUAGACAGUCAUCGUGUACAAUACAAUGAUAAAAAGAACAACAUUCUUGCUACUUAUAACUACGAGACUAGCCACGUAAAGAAGGAUGCAGAUGGAAGGACUAAUGUGACGCCAGUAACUACCAUAUUGACUUUAAAGACCAAUGUAAAUAUACCUCGAGUCGGUUGCAUGCUCGUUGGGUGGGGAGGCAACAAUGGAUCAACUCUAACAGCCUCUGUGUUAGCCAACAAACUAAAUAUUUCUUGGAGAACUAAGGAUGGAGUAAAGGUUAGUAUAAACUUAUACAUUCAAAACUAUUAUGGAUCAAUAACUCAAGCAUCAACGACGAGUCUUGGUAUUGGACAAGAUGGUAAAGAUGUGUAUGUUCCUCUUAAAGAUCUCUUGCCUAUGGUUAAUCCAAAUGAUAUUGAAUUUGAUGGAUGGGACAUCUCCUCUGCUAACAUUGCUAAAGCCUGUGAACGAGCUAAGGUCUUAAAUAUCAGUAUUCAGGAUCAGUUACGUCCUCACUUAGAAAAAUUAAAACCUAGGCCAUCAAUAUAUUGUCCUGACUUCAUUGCUGCUAACCAGCUCACAAUGUUAUGUCCAUGUAUUGUACUCUGGACAGCUUAUACUGAAAGGUUCUGUGACAUGUACAUAAAGGUAUCUGAUGAUACUGCCAAUAACUUAUUGGACUCCAUUAAACGCAAUGAGGAUCAAAGCAAGAGAUAUCAUAUAUCCACAUUAUUUGCUGUUGCUAGCAUCUUAGAAGAGACUACGUAUAUCAAUGGAUCUCCUCAAAAUACAUUUGUACCUGGUUGUAUUGAGCUGGCUGAAAAACACAAAGUCUUCCUUGGAGGUGAUGACUUUAAGAGUGGACAAACUAAAAUGAAAUCAGUCAUUGUUAAUUUCUUGGUAUCAGCUGGACUGAAGCCUACAUCUAUUGUUAGUUACAAUCACCUUGGUAAUAAUGAUGGUAAAAACUUGUCAGCUCCUCAACAGUUUCGAAGUAAAGAGAUCUCCAAGAGUAAUGUUGUGGACGAUAUGGUACAAUCAAAUGACGUCUUGUAUAAACCACAGGAAAAACCAGAUCACACUGUUGUGAUAAAAUAUGUCCCAUAUGUGGGUGAUUCCAAACGUGCUAUGGAUGAAUAUACAUCUGAAAUUUUUAUGGGUGGACUAAAUACAAUAGUUUUACAUAACACUUGCGAGGACUCCCUUCUUGCUUCUCCUAUUAUACUUGAUCUUGUCAUCAUUGCUGAACUCUUUGAGAGAAUCCAGGUUAGAAACUGUAGAGGGGGCGACUUUGAACAGUUUCAUUCUGUUCUUUCCAUUUUGAGUUAUCUUCUCAAAGCUCCUAUGGUCCCUCCUGGUACUCCUGUAGUAAAUGCUUUGUUUCGUCAAAGAGCUUGUAUUGAAAACAUCUUCAGGAGCAUGUUGGGUUUACCUCCUUUAAAUCAUAUGCUAUUGGAACACAAGAUACCUCAGCUUAUGAAAACAAUUUAUCCCUCAUCCUGUUGCCAGGGUGACAUCUGCUCCUGCUAA